Messenger RNA from Ipomoea nil (Japanese morning glory), 2491 nucleotides. Its product is annotated as putative late blight resistance protein homolog R1B-17. Bases 104 to 2194 code for a protein of 696 amino acids. Lineage: Eukaryota; Viridiplantae; Streptophyta; Magnoliopsida; Solanales; Convolvulaceae. Gene Ontology annotation, biological process: defense response to other organism. Gene Ontology annotation, molecular function: ADP binding. The transcript is spliced from 2 exons. The record is from RefSeq and is a predicted model, not a curated record.
ACAAGAUUUUAGCGUUGACUAACAAAUUGUAUCAUAUCUUUCUUUCGAUCAUGUCUUCUUAGUACUGCUCUGAUUACCUUACCAGAUCAGAGAGACCACACAAAUGGCUUACGCUGCUGUAACUUCUCUAAUGGAAACAAUAGAUUUACAUUUCUUGCAAUUACAGCCACGCUUGCCCCUUGAAGAUUUAGAGGCACAGAUGAGAGAUGAUGGCAAUGAAAAUCUGGGCUUGCUGCAACAAAUUCUUGAGGAUAUGGCGAUGAAAGAUCAAUUGAUGAUCAGAAUCACUGACGUAAGAAGCACUAAAGCUUUAGCUUGGGAUAGUGUACUCUUGAGUUCUCGGCUUAGAGAGUUGGGUGAAGUCAAACAAAAGAUGGUCUCUCUCCAUGAAAAUCUUGGCUUGCUGCAAGACAUUCUUCAGAAAACUGAGAUUGCCAGUGGGAGGGCGAUGAAAGAUUUAGAGGCAGAGAUGAGAGAUGUAUUGUUCAAAGCUGAAGAAAGGAUUGAGAUGGAGUUGACUACCAUUUAUCUAGCAAAGGAUAAUCUUCUUCAUAUAACAGCUUGCCUGCUCAGGCUUCAUCAAAUCUUAAAUGAAGCAGGAAAACAGACUGAUUACCAUAGGAAUGAGUUGAUCAGGAUACAAGCUGAAUACAAGCUUGCAAAGGCUUCAUCACAAAACCAAAGAAUCCCUGAUGUUUCACUUCUUGGUCGGAUCCUACGAAGAGGACUACUGCUUGUGAAAGGAGGAUUAUCACACAAGAACAUUAUUGUGAGGAGCAAAUUUUCUAGAAACUCUUCAAAGUUGGACAGUAGAAUGGUCGGAUGCCAUGAGCUGCUCAACACGAUAUUGAAUAAGCUCACGCACCAAUCAACUAAGGGGAGACAUGUUGUUUCUAUUGUUGGCAUGGGAGGAAUAGGCAAGACCACUUUAGCCCAGAAUAUUUAUACAGAUCCAGCAAUUACUUGUCAUUUUUACAUGCAAGCAUGGGUUACGGUUUCCCAGGAGUAUAACAUCGAACAAAUGCUCCGAUGUCUUAUUGGUUGUGUUAUUGCAACAACAUCAAGAGAUGAACUGCAUAAACAGAGCACUGACCAAGACCAAUUAGCUGAACAUCUACGUAAACUCUUGAUGGAACAGAGAUAUUUGAUAGUGAUAGAUGAUAUAUGGAGCACAACUGCUUGGGAUAGUUUGCAAAGAUGCUUUCCAGAUGAUAAUAAUGGAAGUCGUAUACUGUUGACUUCUCGGCUAAGAGAGGUAGCUGAAUAUGCGAGCUCAGGUAACUCUCCCCUUAACAUGCCUUUCUUAGAUGCCGAUGAAAGUUGGAAUCUCUACUGCAAAGUGUUUGGUAAAACUGAAUUCCUUUUAGUGUUUGAGCAAAUUGGUAGAGACAUAGUGAAGAAAUGUGAAGGAUUACCUCUAGCUAUUACUGUAAUAGCUAGUCUUCUCUCCAAGACAGAGGAGGAGGAGGAAAAGUGGAAGAAUGUUGCAAAAAGUGUAAUUGGUGAUUCUAAUGAUGCUUGUUCUAGAAUACUAUAUCUUAGUUACAACCAAUUACCACACCACUUAAAAGCUUGUUUUCUAUAUUUUGGAGUUUUUCGGGAAGAUUAUGAGAUCCCUGUGAAGAAAUUGGUUAGGUUGUGGGCGGCGGAGGGAUUUUUGAGGGCAAUGAAGCCUGUGAAUAUGGAGGAAGUGGCCAUGGAAUGCUUGCAAGAUCUUGUUGAUAGAAGUCUUGUUAUAGUUAGCAAACAGAGCUAUAAUAGGGAAAUGAAGAGAAUAAGGAUACAUGAUAUGUUGCGAGACUUGUGCUUGAAAGAAGCUGGACAUGAAAAUCUCUUAAAUGCCAUUAUUGCAGAUAAAGAAUUUUCAUUUAAUAAGAGGAUGAUAUCACAACACCAGUUUUCAAAACCUUGUCGUUGGGGAUUCCCUUGUGGCUUCUGCAAAGUGGAUUCAAGAAGAGCAAAACAACAACUAUGGAAAUGGUGCUCUCCUUGUUCAUUCCGAAAAUAUUAUGGUCUCUUUCUAUCCCUCUGCUUUGAUAUAUCUCGACUCUCAUCAUUUAACAUGCACUUCAUACUACUUGAAUUUUUCAUGGCUGUGGUUUCAAUGGAUAAUCAUCUAUCUGAUCUGUUUUCUCUCACUUCUAUCUCAUAUUUCCAUAUCUAUCUAACUGUGUUCUCCUUUUCUUUUUACUGAAUAAUAAUUUAUUGUUUCCAGAGAAUUUGAAUGUGCAUAGCGGUGAGCUGAAAUGGUCUCUGCGAGCAAUAUAAUUCGUUCUCAGAAAUCUGAUGGAUGGUGCUGCCAUAAUGCCAUUACAUGGGAAAAGAAUUUUUAUUUAUUCAAUUUAAAUUCUCAAUUUCUCAUAAAUCUGUUUUGUUUCUUAAGAGAAGUGAAGUUUGUUUGUACAGAUUUUGCUGCUGGGAAUUAAUUAGUUUUGUAGACACAAUGCAACGAUGUUGAGAGUAUGUAUAUCAUGGCAUGGCAUUGGACAGU